Messenger RNA from Brachypodium distachyon (stiff brome), 561 nucleotides. RefSeq lists its product as uncharacterized. The transcript has 3 exons. The record is from RefSeq and is a predicted model, not a curated record. The coding region runs from base 39 to 347 and encodes 102 amino acids. Lineage: Eukaryota; Viridiplantae; Streptophyta; Magnoliopsida; Poales; Poaceae.
UGUUCCCGGAGGUUCUCGUGUGCGCUGGUGUCUUGGCGAUGCCGCCUCUGGCUGGAUCUCUGGAGGCGGACGGCAGAUUUCUUCUCGGGCAGUGCCGGCGGCCGGCUGGUUCCCAUUUCCCUGUUGGUUCGCGGGCCUACCACUGCUCAGCUUGUCACUGCAGGCGCGUUUGUGGAUGGGAGAUCGAGCACACCGGCGAUGCAGUGGCCAGGUCGAGGUUCUGCAGGAGCAACAUGGUGGCGCCGCCGCCGCUGCCUUCGAUGGAGGAGGAACCAGGGUCGUCCCUGGUGGCCACCUGCUCAAGAGGGGGAGGGACGAGCUGGCGGAUACCUCGGCGAGGUGUAUGACAAACACAGAAUAAUAAUCCAAGAAAGCGGCAGAAUGGGAAAUCUACCUAUGAAAAGGUACCAUCUAGGAAAUAUAACAACUAAUUAAUCUGUUUUUGAUUAUAUAUCAUGGUUAAUGGUUUCAUGGAAAAAGAUCGUUUAUCUUUACUCUCAGCAUUUCAGCUUGGCAAAGAAUAAUGAGAGUAAAAGAGCUAGAGAUGAAUGUUCCCUCCUA